This is a messenger RNA of Salpingoeca rosetta, 2653 nucleotides long. Its product is annotated as uracil-DNA glycosylase. The coding region runs from base 26 to 2653 and encodes 875 amino acids. Gene Ontology annotation, biological process: base-excision repair; intein-mediated protein splicing; base-excision repair, AP site formation via deaminated base removal. Gene Ontology annotation, molecular function: uracil DNA N-glycosylase activity. NCBI's taxonomy places the organism in Eukaryota, Choanoflagellata, Craspedida, Salpingoecidae. Gene Ontology annotation, cellular component: mitochondrion; nucleus. The transcript has 12 exons. The record is from RefSeq and is a predicted model, not a curated record.
ACGAGCACGAACAACGAACAAUACCAUGCCUGACCUCCAGCUGACAACCAUGUCAACCGUUGUUGUGGUGAUGGCCGUGAUGGUCGCCAUCAACCCAGCCACCGCUUUUCCGGUUGACUCGCCGUGCACGACUGCCUCGUAUGAUGGCUCUGCCCAGCUUGCUUUCCGCUGCCUUCGCUCCGACAAGAUCGAGGAUUACGAGCAGCCUCGCCUCGAUGCGUUUGCUGUGAAGUUGAACGAAGCACUCGUGGAUACGUGUGGCCUUGCCCAGUGUGACGUGCGCUCUUCAGAUGGAACCGACCUGGAGAUGGUGACCGCAAACACCAACGCCGUCCGCCUUGCUGUCAAGAACGCCUCUACCGUCGACCAAAUCGUGAGCUGCAUGGACAACCACCAAGUCCGUUUCAUGCAGUGUACUCUGAAGGCUGCUGAUUAUGUGGCGGCAGGCAACACGGCCUUGUGUGGGUCCACCACCUACACCACGAGCGCCGUCGUGGAGACAAAGUGCCGCCGUAACCAACAGUUUGACCAGUUCACCGACGCAGAAUUGGACAAGUUCGCCAAUCAACUUCGCAAUGCCAUCCAGGAGGACUGCGGCCUUGAUGCAUGCGACCUGUUGGUGACGGAUGCAUCGUCAGUGACGGUUUUGAGCAGCAACAAGUUUAGCGUCGCUGCCAAGGACGCCUCAGUGAGUAGUUGUGAGCUGAUGUGCAUGUAUGGCAGGUCGACGGCACAACAACAACAACAACAACAACAACAACAACAACAACAACAACAACAACAACAACAACAACAACAACAACAACAACAACAACAACAACAACAACAACAACAACAACCAUUACGCCUGACAAGCGUGAACGGACUCCAAAUUGUGUUUACUGUGACGGGUGUUGAGACGGGCAACAUCAUUCGCUGCGUUGCACUCAGUCAAGACGCAGAUCCCGAGUACGAAAAUAUCACGUCAUCUGCGGCGGCUUUCUGGGCAGUGCAGUCGCAUAUCGUGAGCUAUGCUGAUUACAAUGCAAUGGACGCUGGUGCCCGGACUGGUUUCAGCUCGACACUCUCCACGGCCAACCUUGACGGCUCAUUUACUCACGUGUGCAGUGCACGGCCCUUCAACUCCAAUCUGCUUUGUCCGCUUGUGGCAACUGACCCACCUUCCACCGCGCCCUGCUUCCCUGGCUGGGCCGAGAUUAUCUUGGAGAGCGGCGAGCGCGUGCAGCUGCGUGACCUCAAGACUGGUGACCGUGUGCUUUGCUUGUCGGCUUCGAACGGCAACAGCCUGGCCUACUGCGACAUGAAGACAUUCAUCAACGUCCAGCGCAACAAGCCCAGCCCCUUUGUGGAGCUGCGCUACACGGACAAGGACGGCAACGCUGGUGUGCUCACCUCGACGCCCGACCACUUUAUCUUCCGCGCUGGCGAGGACGUGGAUGUGUCGAGCGCAUCCAUCACCAAGCCCGCCGGCGAGUUUAUUUUUGCAGAGGACUUUGUUGUUGGCGACCGCCUCGUGCGCUACGACGACGCUGGCUUUGUGUACACCGUUGUCAUCACCAGCAUCACGGAGACGACGGACGAUGAGUUCUACACCCCAGUCACCAACGACGGCUCCACGCUGUUUGUGGACGACGUGUUUGUGUCCUCCUUCGCCGUCCUUGCGUCCGCGGAGGCCCUGCGCAAGCUGAACGCCCCAAUCUGGCAGAACGACGACGCCCGCUUCAGUGUGCCGACCGCUGGCAAAGACUUCCCUGUUGGCCUACACCCGUACGUGGCGGAGCGCGCCCGCCUCAUUGCCCAGGCGAACGUCAGCGGCCAGACGAUUGACUUUGGUGGCCUUCUUGGCUACAUUGGUGCCAGCGCAACUGUGGCAGAUGAUGGCUUGACACCUGAGCAGCGCAAGGAGAUUGAGCAAAAGAAGUUUGAGGCAGCACGAAAGCUCGCGUUGACAAAGGGUGUCCCGGUCACGGGCACCAUGGGCGAGUCCUGGCGCCACGCCCUGCGUCGCGAAUUCAAGCAGUCGUACUUUGAAAAGCUGAUGUCGUUUUUGGCCAAGGAGGCGGAGGGCGGCAAGACCAUCUUCCCGCCGGCAGACGAGGUGUACUCGUGGUCGCGUGCGUGCCACAUCCGAGACGUCAAGGUGGUCAUCCUGGGGCAGGAUCCCUAUCACGGGCCUGGUCAGGCCCACGGCCUCUGCUUCAGCGUCAAGCCAGGCGUCUCAGCACCGCCAAGUUUGAAAAACAUUUACAAGGAGCUGGAGGAAGACAUUGACGGUUUCAAGAAGCCGGACCACGGCCACCUCAUGUCCUGGGCCGAGCAAGGUGGAGAUGUAUAUAUAUAUAUAUAUAUGUGUGUGUGUGUGUGUGUGUGUGUGUGUAAGAAAGGAGUGAGCGAGGGCUGGGAGACGUUUACGGAUGCAGUUGUGGACUGGAUCAACAAGAACAUGUCCAAUGUUGUGUUCAUCCUCUGGGGCAACUACGCAAAGAAGAAGGGCAAGAAAAUCAACAAGCAAAAGCAUCUGGUGCUUGAGGGUGCACACCCAUCCCCGCUCUCUGUCACGCGGUUCCGGGGGUGCCGCCACUUCUCCCAAGCCAACAGCUACCUGAAGAAGAUGAAACGUGGCGAGAUUGACUGGGCAUCCAUCUGCAAGUGA